AUGGCUCCUAUGGCUUCUCCUGCCGCCUUUGUUGCUACUCGCUCCCAAGUGGCCUUCGCCACCUGUGCCCGAGUGACCAAUCCAUUCGUUCCUUCGGUCAGCCUCAAGUUCGUCAUUUCUCUGGCUCUAGCCAACCUUUUCACCGUGCUCCGCGUCCCUCAUCCUCCUCUCAAGGUCUUUUCGGUCCUCCACCCUGUCGCUAGUCACUUCAAUGCUGGAACUGCUAACAAUUUGGUCAUGUUCAAGCCAAGUGUUGUCAUCCUCGUCCUUUUGCCGGCAUGCAUGUUACGUCCUCUUCCGACCCUAACUGGUAUUUGGACUCCGGUGCCACCAAUCACAUGA
This is a messenger RNA of Prunus armeniaca (apricot), 342 nucleotides long. NCBI's taxonomy places the organism in Eukaryota, Viridiplantae, Streptophyta, Magnoliopsida, Rosales, Rosaceae. The record is from the annotation of a GenBank genome assembly.